Molecule: messenger RNA, 930 nt
Organism: Beauveria bassiana ARSEF 2860
Lineage: Eukaryota; Fungi; Ascomycota; Sordariomycetes; Hypocreales; Cordycipitaceae
Product: mitochondrial RNA-splicing protein MRS3
Exons: 8
Coding region: 1-930 (309 amino acids)
Biological process (GO): iron import into the mitochondrion
Cellular component (GO): mitochondrial membrane
Molecular function (GO): ferrous iron transmembrane transporter activity
Source: RefSeq, a predicted model, not a curated record
AUGGCCCUGCCAAAUGCCGAAGCCGAUGAAUAUGACUAUGAGUCACUACCGCCCAAUUUCUCUCUGCUUCAAAACAUGGCGGCCGGUGCCUUCGCUGGCAUAGCCGAGCAUACCGUCAUGUAUCCCAUUGAUGCAGUUAAGACUCGCAUGCAAGUCCUCAAUCCGAACACGACUAUUGCCUACCGUGGCGUCCUUCGUAGCACAUAUCAGAUGGCGGCUGGUGAAGGCUUCUUCAGUCUUUGGCGAGGAAUGUCUAGCGUUAUCGUCGGAGCUGGUCCUGCGCACGCAGUGUACUUUGCUACGUAUGAGGCUGUGAAACAUGCCAUGGGAGGAAAUCAAGCAGGCGUUCACCACCCACUUGCAGCCGCUACUAGCGGUGCGGCAGCCACGGUUGCCAGUGAUGCUUUUAUGAACCCUUUUGAUGUCAUUAAGCAACGAAUGCAGAUACAAAAUUCCAGCAAGAUGUACCGCUCGAUGGUAGACUGCGCCAAGUACAUUUACAGAAAUGAAGGCAUCGGCGCCUUUUACCUCUCAUAUCCUACAACGCUCUCCAUGACGGUCCCAUUCACGGCCCUGCAGUUUCUCGCAUACGAAUCGUUAUCGACCACACUGAACCCCACAAAAAAGUACGACCCUGUCACUCACUGCUUGGCUGGCGCUAUUGCGGGUGGUUUCGCAGCUGGUCUUACAACUCCUAUGGACGUCAUCAAGACAAUUCUGCAGACCAAGGGCACAUCCACGGACCCCGCUGUACAGAAUAUCAACAGCUUCGUCGGUGGCUGCCGCUUGUUGUACCAACGCGAAGGCUUCCGCGGCUUCUUCAAGGGUGUCCGGCCCAGAAUUGUGACGACCAUGCCUAGCACCGCCAUUUGCUGGUCAGCCUAUGAAUUCUCCAAGGCUUAUUUCAUCCGACGCAACGACAGGCAGUAA